AUGGCUCCGGGGCUCCCCGUAUCCCUGACACGGCCCCCCGCCGCCAUCUUGUUAGCGCCGCCGCUCUAUCGUGAGGGGCCGGGCUGUGUGAUCCCUUCUGCCCGCCACGGUGAGGGGCCGGGCUGUGUGGAGCCCUCUGCCCGCCACAGUGCGGGGCCAGGCACCGCGGAACCCCUGCUCGCCAUGGUGGGGCGCCGGACGCUGUGGAGCUGCUCCCUGCAGCUCGCCGCGCUGCCCUCGGCGGCGGGCUGGUCAGGUGGAACGCCGCAGCCGUUUAAUAGCUCCUACCGGAGACCUGCAGAGCCGCCGCCGCCGUGCAAGGGGUGGAGCAGCACCAUGGAGGAGGAGAAGGGGGACGAGACUCUUCAGGGGCGGCAGCAGCAGCCCGGGAGUUCUCCUGGAAAAGGUAUGGAUAAGAACACAGAUGAAGAGCAGCCUUCAACUGCCUGUAACCAGUACCCUAAAGAAGCAGUGAAGAAACGUCAGAAUUCGGGUCGAGGUUCCGGGGGCAAUGAUUCUUCCAAGACCUUCAGAAAAAGCUUCAGACUGGACUACAGACUAGAAGAGGAUGUAACUAAAUCAAAGAGAGGCAAAGAUGGGAGAUUUGUCAACCCGUGGCCAACAUGGAAAUCACCAACCUUCCCAAACUUUUUGAAAUGGUCCUUCAUGGAAAAAGAUAACAGCAACGUGCCACGCUCAAAGCAGGAACUGGACAAAGAACUUCCAGUGUUACAACCUUACUUUGUCCAAACGCCAGAAGACGCUGGGAAGACAGGAGCUGGAAUGCGAGUCACGUGGCUGGGACAUGCCACAGUUAUGGUGGAAAUGGAUGAACUGGUGUUCCUCACUGACCCAAUCUUCAGCCAGAGAGCCUCCCCUAUCCAGCUGCUGGGUCCCAAGCGCUUCCGAGGGCCCCCGUGCACGGUGGCGCAGCUGCCCAGGAUCGACGCGGUGUUGAUCAGCCACACGCACUACGACCACCUGGACUACAACACCGUGGCGAGCCUCAACGAGCGCUUCGGCAGCGAGCUGCGCUGGUUCGUGCCCCUGGGGCUCCUGCAGUGGAUGCAGAGAUGUGGCUGUGAGAAUGUGAUUGAACUGGAUUGGUGGGAGGAGAACUGUGUCCCUGGUCAUGAUGCGGUGACUUUUGUCUUCACUCCUUCCCAACACUGGUGCAAAAGGACUGUGACAGAUGAUAACAAGGUUCUCUGGGGCAGCUGGUCUGUCUUGGGACCUUGGAACAGGUUUUUCUUUGCAGGAGAUACUGGAUAUUGUUUUGCUUUUGAACAAAUAGGUAAAAGGUUUGGACCUUUCGAUCUUGCAGCCAUCCCCAUUGGAGCUUAUGAGCCAAGGUGGUUUCUGAAAUACCAGCAUGUGGAUCCUGAAGAAGCAGUAAGAAUCCAUAUCGAUGUUCAAGCAAAGAAGUCUGUAGCAAUUCACUGGGGGACUUUUGCUUUAGCAAAUGAGUAUUACUUGGAUCCUCCGAUUAAGUUGAAUGAAGCUCUCGAAAGAUAUGGCUUGAAAAAGGAUGACUUCUUUCUCUUACGCCAUGGAGAAUCACGGAAUUUGAAUACAAAUGACCGGUUUGAAAACUGACAGUGUCACUUGCGGUUUGAUUUGAACUAGCAAUUAAUGUUACAAUACUAACAUAGCCUACGUACACAAUAGACUUCUGCAGAUUGAACUGGAUUUCUAAAUGCCAGGCUUGCCAGUUUCAGAACUAAAGCUUGCAUACCAAUUUCAUGACAAAUUUUACUAGUUACAUUGUUUAUAAAUUUAGAGAGGUGAUCUAAAAGUGGCUUAUAUAUUAAGUGUUGUCUGCAAACUUGCUCUGAUGUACCCCACUGAUAAAAAAAUAAUUUUUUAAACUCCUCUUCUUACCUGCAAGAGCAAUAAUAAACUUCAGCACAGAACAUAUCCUUGGGAUUAAUGGCUGACUUGAAUUUUUCAUUGUUAGACUGUCAUCUCCCACUUUUUAGUCUUCAGGUUAUGCCCUGUACCUUGAUAGCUUCACUGUAUGUUUUGUGGGGUGAAGUCUUCCAAUACAGCUGUGUUGUUAAAGCACAAGCAUGGUAAAAUUGUUUCACUCUUCAUUGUCAUGUAUUAAUGAACCACAAAAGCUGAAUUUUACAUCAAAGAAAUGUGCCUUUUAAAGAGAGACAUAAUUUAAUAUUGCAUCAUGGAUGUGUUAAACUAACUGCUGGCCAGAGUAUCUGCACAUUACUAUUGUUUUACUAUUGUUUUGUCUGUGUUUUUAAGUUAGGACUGAAUGUGUCAACUGCAGCACAUGAAGUGGAAAAACCUCUUAUUGUCGCUUGUCCUUGCAUUAACUCAGCCUUUUUCUAAGUACCUUUUAUUUUCCUCUUUGUCUUUUUUUUUUUUUCUUUUUUUCAGUAGAAAGUCUUAAGCAAGGGCUGUGGUAUUUUUUCUAAUAGCUUCCCUAUAAUUUUAAAGUUGAAUGAGAGAUUACAACAUUGUUCAGUGUUAUAAAACUUGGCCAAAUAUAUCUGUAUCAAAUUGUCUUGCUAAUUUACAGAAUUAAAGCCUAUUGUUGCCAAUAAAAA
Messenger RNA from Prinia subflava (tawny-flanked prinia), 2564 nucleotides. RefSeq names its product N-acyl phosphatidylethanolamine phospholipase D (gene NAPEPLD). Bases 1 to 1596 code for a protein of 531 amino acids. NCBI's taxonomy places the organism in Eukaryota, Metazoa, Chordata, Aves, Passeriformes, Cisticolidae. Gene Ontology annotation, biological process: N-acylethanolamine metabolic process; N-acylphosphatidylethanolamine metabolic process. The record is from RefSeq and is a predicted model, not a curated record. The transcript has 6 exons. Gene Ontology annotation, cellular component: membrane-bounded organelle; cytoplasm. Gene Ontology annotation, molecular function: N-acylphosphatidylethanolamine-specific phospholipase D activity; zinc ion binding.